This is a messenger RNA of Desarmillaria tabescens, 609 nucleotides long. Its product is annotated as Phox-like protein. Bases 1 to 609 code for a protein of 202 amino acids. The record is from RefSeq and is a predicted model, not a curated record. Gene Ontology annotation, cellular component: endosome. The transcript is spliced from 5 exons. Gene Ontology annotation, molecular function: phosphatidylinositol-3-phosphate binding. NCBI's taxonomy places the organism in Eukaryota, Fungi, Basidiomycota, Agaricomycetes, Agaricales, Physalacriaceae.
AUGAACUCGGAGCCAUCCUCAUCGUCCUCGUCACCUAUAACGCCGACGCAUCCCUUUGCCCAUGCAAGGGGACUCUUAGAAAUUAUUCCCAAUAAGAUUGACGUCGAGGAAGAAUCGAGACUGUACGAUGAACUAUGUACGGAUGAUGAUGAUAGUCCUCUCCGACACGGAGCGAUAGCUGUCCGACCACGGUCGCCGUCAGGCGCACCUUCGGUGUUCUCACGGGAAAGUAUCUGGCUGGGGGAUAAUUCUGGGGAGAGCCUGGCCUUUGCGAGAGACGUGAAGAUAAGCGGGUGGACUAAUGUCGGUGAUAAGUUGGGCGGAGCGUAUGUCGUGUAUGACUGCGUGAUUAAGACGAAAGAAGGAACUGUUAUACAUUGUCACAAGCGAUACAGUUCGUUCGUUCAACUAGAAUCGGCUCUACGCAGAACUUUGCCGCGGAAUCAACAGCAUUUCAUCCCUCGACUUCCGCCAAAAGCACCCCUUGCGAGAUAUCGGCCCGCAUUCCUAGACCAGCGGCGACGAAUGUUGCAAUACUGGCUAUCUUCAAUAUUGCUACACCCCGAUAUCGGCGGAUGCAAGGCGGUUCGGCUGUGGGUUAUGGAUUGA